UGCGAUUCAACUGCAAGCCAGGGUGCAGCAGGGAGCACUGUGGCCAGACUGAAAAUAACAACUCAACUUCCUCUGUAGCAUACAGCAGCUGAUAAAUACUGGAAGGAUUAAGAUUUUUUAAUAGAAAUUAAAGAAAGAAGAAGAUGAAUUCCAUACUGUUCAGCAUCACCCUCUUCCUUAUUUCCAUACAUUGUGUGUCAGGUGAAUAUGGAACACAAGAGACACAUUACCUGGAUGUUGUAGAAGGAGAUUCUGCUACAAUUUUCUGUUCUUUUCAACAGAACAUUGAUAUCAGAGGUUUUUCAUUUAAGAAAUCCCGCAAAACAAUUCUACAGAUUUGCUUUUUCAGCAAUGAAAACUUUACUGAGCUGUCACUUUCUGGGACAAUCGAAAAUCUCCAAUGUGAGUUCAAAACAGAAGCCAAAUCCACAUGUACAGUCAGAACAGACUUGACUGAAACACCAGAAGACGAUCCCUGUCCUCCUCCUCCAGAAAACAGCGCACAAAAAUCUCUCUACCAUGGAAAUAAAAUAUUUGCUUCGAUCUCAGUUGAUCGUGGUUACACAAGUCGCCUGGACAUUUCCGGCAAUGUAUGGAAUCUUAAUUUUACUCUAGAACACCUGACCCUACCUGACAGCGGUUCAUUCUCCUGCGGUGGCAAUGCUGAACAUAUAGGGGAAUUCUAUGCAGAUAGCACCCAACUUACAGUAAAUAAAAAAGGGUCAAUGGGCACUUUAAAAAUAAUCUUUAUUGUCCUCCUCAUUGUCCUCAUAAUAAUAAUAUGCAGCUUGGCUAUAUGGAAACCUAACCAACUAAUGGUGUCUAUUCCUUUACAGCAGACACCAGGGAAGUCAUUAAUGACUCAUUACAUUCUAUUAGAUACAAUAGACACCAAAGUUUAUAUUAAUAAUCCACUACAUUGCAGGAAUAUUACUAUUUCAGUAGACACCAGGGAUGUUAUUAUUAACCCACUAGAUACUAUUAACACUGCUGUUACUACACAAGACCCCAGAGAUGAUAUCAGUAAGCUGCUGGAUACCAAGGAUAUUUCUAUUUACACAGAGGACACUCAAAAUAUUUUAUGA
Hyla sarda is the source of this 1085-nucleotide messenger RNA. RefSeq lists its product as uncharacterized. The transcript has 7 exons. The coding region runs from base 144 to 1085 and encodes 313 amino acids. The record is from RefSeq and is a predicted model, not a curated record. Lineage: Eukaryota; Metazoa; Chordata; Amphibia; Anura; Hylidae.